Molecule: messenger RNA, 477 nt
Organism: Peronospora farinosa
Lineage: Eukaryota; Oomycota; Peronosporomycetes; Peronosporales; Peronosporaceae
Source: the annotation of a GenBank genome assembly
AUGCUCAAGAAACGCACGCAAUUCGAACUCGUUUCUAGUGAAGGUCGGGACUACAAGAAGCUGCGCACCGUCAACAGUCCCGAGGUGGACUCGGCGCUGGCCAAUUGGUUCCUCUACUGCCAAGCAAGACGACUCAAAUUACCAGGAGAUCUCGUACGUCACAAAGCGCGCAUAUUCUAUGAGCUCCUAGCCCCGCAGCUAUUAAAAGUGUCACAUGCUCUCCGCCUCAAUUUUCCAAAUAGCUGGAUGCAUUCAUUCAUGGGAAGGCAUGGAUUCUCUUUAGAAGGAGGCAAAGGCAGCAAAGGAAGAACGCAGCAUGAAGAAGCGGACGGUAAACCAAAAUUGACACCGGAAACGUCGGUGAUCUCCACGCCGGACCAUAUCAAAGCGGCAGUGGCGGAUGUGUCGCCGGAAAAUGUCUACUGGCUGCAUGAGACGCGGCUGUUUUACGCGAUGAGUCCGGACAGGCAAACGUAA